GAAAGUCAUCUAUCAACAAUCAUGGCGGAUGAUCAUUGUGCUUUGUGGCCCUAGAGAAACAAAUAUCGUUUUGUCAGUAUUUCCUAGUAUCUGUCGUCAGCAUGACUGUAUUAGUAAUAUGUCCAUGAACCAUUUGUUGAUGCAAUUUGCUCGUCGGAUGCGCGUAAAGAUGCCGUAUAUGAGUUGGGGACAAUGAAAUGUUGUUGAUGUUUUGAUCGGGUGCAACAGCGAUUCUGAUCACUGAAGAAGUGUCAAGGAAUUUGGCCACAGCUCGUUCAGGCUUGUGUUUGUCACUUCGGGAUUGCGAAAACCAGCGAGAUGUCUUCUAUAAAGCCCACCAACAAAAAGGAACACCAAAAGAUGCGGAUCCGGGCGUUUCCCAUGACAAUGGAUGAGCGAUAUGUGGAGAACAUCUGGCAGUUGCUCAAAAAUGCCAUUCAGGAAAUUCAGAAGAAGAAUAACAGCGGCCUUAGCUUUGAAGAACUUUACCGAAAUGCAUAUACUAUGGUGUUACAUAAGCAUGGGGAGAGACUUUACACUGGCUUGCGGGAUGUUGUCACCCAGCAUUUGGAGAAUAAGGUUCGAGCAGAUGUUUUAGCUUCCCUACAAAAUAACUUCCUUCUGACCUUGAAUUAUGCAUGGAAUGACCAUCAGACAUCAAUGGUCAUGAUCAGAGACAUUCUUAUGUAUAUGGACCGCGUUUAUGUACAACAGAACAACGUUGAUAAUGUCUACAACUUAGGGCUAAUAAUUUUUAGAGAUCAAGUAGUAAGAUAUGGUUGUAUACGAGACCAUUUAAGAGAAACACUACUAGACAUGGUGAUGAGAGAACGGAGAGGUGAAGUAGUAGACAGGUUAGCUAUAAAAAAUGCUGCCCAAAUGUUAAUAGUCUUAGGUAUCGAGUCACGUGCUGUCUAUGAAGAAGAUUUUGAGAGGCCUUUCCUUGCUCAAUCAGCAGAAUUUUAUCGGAUGGAAAGUCAGAAGUUUUUGGCUGAGAACAGUGCUUCUGUGUAUAUCAAGAGAGUAGAAGCUAGGAUCAUGGAGGAAGCAGAAAGAGCAAAGCAUUAUUUAGAUGAAUCUACAGAAAGACGAAUUGUAGAGGUUGUAGAGGAGGAACUAAUCAAGAAACAUAUGAAAACAAUAGUUGAGAUGGAGAACUCUGGAGUAGUUCAUAUGCUCAAGAAUAAUAAAACUGAAGACCUUGCAUGUAUGUAUAAAUUGAUGUCACGUGUCUCUGAUGGUCUCAGAGCAGUUGCGGAAUGUGUGUCGCAACAUUUGAGAGAACAGGGUAAAGCACUGGUUGCUGAGGAAGAAGGCGGCAAGAAUGCUAUAACUUUCGUUCAAAAUCUCUUGGACUUGAAAGAUCGGUUUGAUCACUUCCUGCAUAACUCCUUUAAUAAUGAUAAAAUAUUCAAGCAAAUGAUAGCAGCAGACUUUGAAUAUUUCAUCAAUUUGAACAGCAAGUCACCGGAAUAUUUAUCCUUGUUUAUUGAUGAUAAACUAAAGAAAGGCGUCAAAGGGAUGACAGAAGCUGAAAUUGAAGCAGUGCUUGACAAAACGAUGGUGCUUUUCCGUUUCCUUCAAGAAAAGGAUGUAUUUGAACGUUAUUAUAAACAACACUUGGCAAAACGCCUCCUGCUGCAGAAAUCUGUGUCUGAAGAUUCAGAAAAGACUAUGAUAAGCAAGUUGAAAACAGAGUGUGGUUGCCAAUUUACUUCAAAGUUGGAAGGAAUGUUUAAGGAUGUUACCAUAUCGAAUACUAUAAAUGAAGAGUUCAAGAAUAGAGUAAAUAGUGCAGGGACAAAUUUAUUCGGUGUUGAUAUAUAUGUAAGAGUUUUAACAACGGGCUACUGGCCAACGCAGUCUGCUAACCUUAAAGCCAACAUUCCUAUGGCUCCAAGAAGUGCCUUUGAGGCCUUCCGUAGAUUCUACCUCAACAAGCAUAGUGGCAGGCAACUUACUUUACAUCCUCAAUUAGGGUCAGCAGAUUUGAAUGCUGUGUUUUAUGGUUCAAGAAAAGAAGAAAGUGCAAGUGCAGCUUCUAGUGUAGGUGUUCCACCAUUAUCGUCAGUUGCGUCUGUUCCCACUGGAGAUUCUGUCAGUAGUGUAGCAGGGAUAUCCUCUUCGUCCUCAACAGUGCCAGGUACUACCAACAAUAAUGGUAUGAUACCAUCACCAAGUAUAUCUGGUGCUGCAACUCCUACUAAUGGGGUUCCUGCUUCAUCUGCAGCUGCUGUAAUGACCCCAGGUAAACCAUCUGGACCAAGAAAACACAUUAUACAAGUUUCAACUUACCAAAUGGUCAUACUGAUGUUAUUCAAUACUAGAGAAAAAUUAACAUACGAGGAAAUACAGAGUGAAACUGACAUUCCUGAUAGAGAUCUUGUGAGGGCUUUGCAAUCAUUAGCUCUUGGUAAGCCAGCCCAACGAGUUCUCGUCAAAUCUCCAAAAACUAAAGAAAUGGAAGCAUCGCAUGAGUUCACAGUUAAUGACUCCUUUACAUCUAAACUUUAUAGGGUAAAAAUACAAGCUGUAGCUGCCAAAGGUGAAAGUGAGCCAGAGAGGAAAGAAACUCGAAGUAAAGUUGAUGAGGAUCGUAAGCAUGAAAUUGAAGCAGCAAUUGUCAGAAUUAUGAAGGCUCGUCGACGAAUGACUCAUAACAAUUUGGUUGCUGAGGUUACCGAUCAGCUCAAGUCCCGCUUCUUACCGUCCCCAAUACUUAUCAAGAAACGAAUUGAAAGCCUCAUAGAGCGGGAAUACUUGGCCCGUACACCAGAAGAUAGGAAAAUCUACUCUUAUGUGGCGUGAGGAGUAGGUUGUAUAAUGUGGAGCAUAGCCAAGGCUGUGAAAUUUUCCUUUUUUGGAAUAUACGGCUGUGCAAGCACAGAUAGUUAGGGAUGCAGCAAACUCAGCGGCUCCAAGAACAGUCAGUUCAGUAGUGAUCCAGUUUUCCUCCCUUCUGUGCACUCUGCACCUCCUCAGAUUAUAUCACUCUUCAGCAUAAUGUGACAAGGGUGAACAUGUGAUCUUGGCUUGGACUCACAGUGUGAGCACACACAUAUGUGUAUAGGCAACUAUUAAAUAGGUCUUGUUCAUCAGACACAAUAUUGAACAGGUUACCAUUAGCUCUAUUCACAUCCAUCUGCAAUAGGUGACAAAAACUUAGUGGUGUCGAUAGUGAUUUUUACCCGUGAAGACAGUGACAUUCACAGUAAAGGAAAGUGCUGGGAACUGAAAGAAGUGAAAGACCCUCAUCUUUUUUAUUUGUAUAAUUAGAAAAUUUUGAUGUUUUGAAGCAGCUCUGUCCAUGUGAAACUUCCCACUCACAAGAUGAUACUAGCAAAAAUAUACUAAUAAAAGUGGAGUAAUGCAAAAUAAAAAAAACAAAAAAAGUGUACUGUAGAGUGAUGAACUGCUUUCUUGCUUGGUCCCGACUCAUGCAAAAGUGAGUGUUGUGGUUGGCACUCAGCUAAUAACAAUUAUAGACUUGUACCGAUAUUUGACAUUUUAAAAUCAUCUUUAUUCUCAUCUUUGUCGAAAUAUUUCCUUGGGUGGAAGUUACUUCUCUACUCUUUGAGUGAUUCUCUCAGUCAUUCCCACACCUUAUAGUCUUAGCUUAUCCAUGUCCAUGGUUAUCUAAAGGUUCAAGCGAUGUGGGAGCAUCUGAGGAUUCCGUGUCACAAUUCUGUUUUCUCUGGCUGUAAGCCCCUUGUUUUCUCUACAUUUUUUCCUUCUGUGCAGGCAGAGACUGUAUUUAGUGAAGAUGACUAGGAACUUUGAAGCAUUUUUCUCUUAGAUGGUUGGCAGGUAAAUUUGUGGAAGGUUGAGGAUCUUCCUCUUUAUUUCCAUUGGGAACGAGAUGUUUUAUUGUAUUGUUUUCAGAAUGGAAGGAUGUGUGUGUAAGUUGGUGUGUGGUUGAAAAGUACUUUAAAAUUAGAUGUGUUAAUAUUGUAUGAGCAUUGGGAGUUUAUGAAAGGUGGAAUUUUAUAGUAAAUUUUUAGUACAGUAUUUUUGUUUGGUAUUGAUAACCCAGUCCUAAAGAAUUUGCACUAGUAUGAAAGUGGCUAUAGUACAGUAAAGGAUAAUGUAGAGCAAAUAUUGCUUCCUUCUAUAUUUAAAUGCUUUAUUUUCACCUUGUCAUUUGUGUUCAAGCUUAGUAUGAUAUUGGAGAUGACAGAGAUUUUAUGAAAAGUUUUAAGUGGAUGAUCAUCUCCAUUGCUAAGACAUUCAGGUUAAUGAAUUGGGCAAAGUUGGUUUUGAUCAAUGUUAUUUGUAUAUAGUGUAUACAUAUAUUGUUAUGGGUUAUCUUCUGUAGUUGUAUCAAUCCCUGAUAUAUAAAACCAGUUCGUUCAUGUAGUGAACAUGAAACACACAUCAAACCUUGUUGAAGAGAAGUACAUCCUUCAUAUAAGUAGGUCACGGGACUUUGCAAAGUCUCACUCUUAAUUCGUAUGAGGUGGGUUAUUUGUGCUCAUCAGUUUUUUUUUUAUUUUUAUUUUUUUAUUUUUAUAGGCAAUAUUGCUAACAGAAUCAUAUUCAAAAAUUACCUUGUGUACUCCAUGAAAUUUUGUUGAGGCUCUGAACAGCAUUUUAUAGUAGCUUAACAUUUUGCAGGAUCCUUAGAGAAAAUUUCAUAUUUGCAUAUAAUGGUAAUGUCAUUUCUAAAUUGAGUGCCUAAAUAGGGAUACAGUACUAAGAGUUGAGAACUCUCCAUCAGUGUGGUAUUUAAUUUCAGCCUCAUUGAUGAAUUAAGUUUGAGACUAGGGUAUAUUGAUAAUGAAAGGUCAUUUUUACUGUUACUGUCAUCAUCAUUAGUUUUUUAUUUUAUGGGAUGGUAUUUAGUCUGUUUGCCUGCUUUUAAAUUAUGUUCUGUCUCUCGUGGUAGAGAUAAUUUCUUUGUUGAUUCAACUACUAUCUUCUUCUUCUGUUCUGGUGUCCCUGUUCUGGUGCCCCGUUGUCACCUAUUUUGUAUGCUCUGUCAUUGGACAUUGAGGAUUACAAGAGUUAUGUAAUUUAUUAUUCCAUUAAAUGAAUGUCAAAAAGAGACAA
Messenger RNA from Macrobrachium nipponense, 5049 nucleotides. RefSeq names its product cullin-3-like (gene Cul3). NCBI's taxonomy places the organism in Eukaryota, Metazoa, Arthropoda, Malacostraca, Decapoda, Palaemonidae. Gene Ontology annotation, biological process: ubiquitin-dependent protein catabolic process; protein ubiquitination. Gene Ontology annotation, molecular function: ubiquitin protein ligase binding. The record is from RefSeq and is a predicted model, not a curated record. Gene Ontology annotation, cellular component: Cul3-RING ubiquitin ligase complex.